AUGACUGCGGACGACGCCGCCUCUCCAGCCGCACGGCCGCUAGCCGAGGUCGCUCUCUAUGCUGAGUUCGACCUGACCAAGGGAAGCACACUGCGCGCCAGCUACCCAAGUCCGUUCGCGCACUACUCUCCUGAGUUCUUCGCUGAUAUCAUGCUGCCUGAGGGAGUGCACAACCGCGAGGAAGACUUUACAAUUUUCUUCCUCAACCGCCAGAACGCGCACAAGUCUAUCAAUACUGAUGAAAAGGAUUCCAAUGAGAGUCAAACACGAACAGCAGACGAGAUCCAGGAUCCGUUGCAGAGCUUCAUGUACUGCCUUAGUGUGGUGCGCACCACCCACGAUACGGCGGCUCGUCGUGGCGCUAAAGUGACGGCUGUGGCAUUGUGUUCGACCCACAAAAGCUGCUUCGCUUUAAAAGACGUGCUCAAUCUGGCAGUGCUCAAAAUUGUGGGCUCCAAGAGCGAAGAGGAGAGUGGGAACGUGCUAAAAGAGCUGUUCGCUGUGGCUAAUGCUGUCGACAUCUCGGGGGUCCGAGGCUUGUCCAAUAUGGAGCGGCGACUCAUGAAGCGCACUAUAAGCAGUACUGGACGAGCUGCUGCUAAUAGGGAAGAUGCCCAGACGCUGGAGAAGGCGCUGUUUUUCAGAACGCAAGCAAUGUGGGAAGAUAUCCCGAUCCCGCUGCAGUUCAAGAUCUGCAGUACCGAUGACCAGCAUGAUGAUGGAACACUGACACAGCUACUACAGACUUUCGGAGACCAGACAAUGGUGCUGUUUAACGCCGUGCUAACGGGACAACGCGUGAUCAUGCUGGGAUAUAACCGGCCAGCGGGGGAAGUGUGCAAUUUUGUGCUUGCAACGAGCUCGCUGGUGUGUCCACCACUGUUUGGGCUAAUUCACCGCCAGUAUCCAUACGCGAACCUCACGGACUUGGGAUUUCUGUCGACGCCAGGAUACAUUGCCGGUGUGACAAACCCGAUGUUCAAGACGAAGCGAGAGUGGUGGGAUGUGUUGUGUGAUAUCUCUACAGGUGAAGUCUUUGUGUCGGCGCCAGUGGAAAAAGAGGACCAUGAUGUUUCGGAUCGCAGCUUUGUGUUAGAUGGAGUGGCAGCGGGAUAUGAUGAGGAGUGGGUGCGAUGCAUUUUUGAGGAAUACAUGCUGAAGAACGUCGUGGACAUUGCGCUGGGUGAGGCCAAUUACCUCAGUCCUGACGCUCUGGCGAAGCGCUCGGCAGUCAACAACAAGCGGAUCACCAAGUGGGCUCGUACUGACAGCUACAAGCGCUUCAUGGACUCUCCGCACCGGAUGCACUUCCACUCGCCGGCGUUCAAUAUAUCCUCCUCACAGAUCUCUUGCCUGUGCUUGCUCUCGUAG
This is a messenger RNA of Phytophthora infestans T30-4, 1371 nucleotides long. RefSeq lists its product as uncharacterized. The transcript is spliced from 3 exons. The record is from RefSeq and is a predicted model, not a curated record. Gene Ontology annotation, cellular component: plasma membrane. Gene Ontology annotation, biological process: actin cortical patch localization. The coding region runs from base 1 to 1371 and encodes 456 amino acids. Lineage: Eukaryota; Oomycota; Peronosporomycetes; Peronosporales; Peronosporaceae.